Ipomoea nil (Japanese morning glory) is the source of this 2295-nucleotide messenger RNA. RefSeq lists its product as uncharacterized. NCBI's taxonomy places the organism in Eukaryota, Viridiplantae, Streptophyta, Magnoliopsida, Solanales, Convolvulaceae. The record is from RefSeq and is a predicted model, not a curated record. The transcript is spliced from 5 exons. The coding region runs from base 1260 to 2054 and encodes 264 amino acids.
GGCCAUUAAUGCAAACUGUUUCGAAGAGAUGUUCGCCCUGCUCCGCCAUAUCGACGCAGACCACCGCCGAUCGCCACUACUGCGGCCACCGUUCGAUGAUGCAGAUCGAGAGAAAAGGAAAAAGCGGCGGUCGAUCGGCCAAGAAAGACAGAAUACAAAACAACAUCGGUUUGGGAGGCGCACAUUGCGCCCUGGUGCACGGGUUUAAUGAUUGCGAAAUGCGUAUCUGGGCCUGGCAGACGGCAGUGCCACAUAGAUAGAUUUCGGACCAAUCUCCGAAUUGAAGUAUUGAGAUUUGAGAAUGCAAAGUCCGUCUCCUCCGAAGCAGAAUAUUGCACUGAAACACACCCCUGGCCUGCACUCCUAUCACUUCUUCACAUUCCCACUCAUAUCAAGUCUUGAGAAUGGAGGGAGGUGGAUCGGGUGGAGAAGAACCAGCUAAUUUUGAGGAGCUGUACAACAUCAAUUUGAUGGCUUCAGAGUUGAGGUAGGCUUUCGUGUUUGCGUCAAUCUGGACUGGACUGGACUGGAGGAGAUGUAAAUCCAAAUCAUCUACCUGUCUAUCAGAUGCGGCUUCUUGUUCCUCCUUGAAAGACAUUGUGAAGCCAGAGAGCGCAUAUGCAAGGAAACAGAAGAAUGAAAUUGCUCAUAAUAAUUCCUUUGUCAGGAAUUGUAAUUUUAUCAGUAGAGGCAUGUACAAGAAGCCUACCAACUCCAGAAGCUCUCUGGCACUUGCUACAACAAUCUCAGAACAACGAAAACACUGAACCUUUCAAAUCUACUACAUUGUGACCUUGUUUCUUUGUUCCUCCGCAACCACGAAAAUCCAACAAUGUGUCCUCCUUACCACAUUCUGAACAGUUCACUUCAUGGCGGUUUUUCUUCCCUGUCUGAUCUGCAUGGUGUUGCUGCUGCUGACAACUCUUGGCUUAAAGAACUAGAGAAGAUAACCAUAGCUUGAUUUUCUUCGUCACCCUAUGAUAUGAAGUCCAAUAGAUGUUCAAGGAGGUGGGAACCUCAAGAGCUCCAAAUGCUCUUUGCCAUGAUCGUUAAACAGGCCCAAGUUUGUACAUAUACCUCACAUAUAAAUACAGGUAAGAUGUUUGAGAAAAUGUGCCCUUUGAUAUGCAAGGUUAAAAGGUGGCUAAACCAAGUUGUUCUCCUCCUUGCAGGGAAGAGACCUGGUGACUGCUACUGGAAUUUUUUGACCUCUCAGUGUAACAUCCCAAUGCAAGGUGUAACAUCCUGCAUAAUUUGCCAUGGAUUCUAAGCCAAUUAAUGAUCCAAAGCGGGUAUUCAGGAUUUUAUAUAAUGUUGACAGGAAACUUUACUCAAUCCUAGUUUUUGAGAUUGGAUAUGACCCCAGGAAGUCUCUGUGGAUAAUUGUGUUUUGGAAUUGGUUGGAACAAACUGGUUUCAAUGUCACCCAAACAUUUUUGUCCUUGCCCAGGAACUUAAUAAGUGGACUUGCUGAAGAUGCUUUGACAUGCCUUCAAUGCAUCGGCGACACCCAAUUUCUGCUCUCUCCCGCUGCAAGAGAGAUUGUACUUACUCAACGUGUGUUGGGAAAAGGGUUGUCCCUGCAGUACAUCCAUGAAAACCGGGAGCAAGCAAUGUGUGGGGUCGGGAAGAUCUUCAAAGAAAUAUAUGCCAAGGUGUUGACAGAUAUGAUGGCGAUGCCGCCACCUAACAGAAACAGUGAGCAGCAAAGGCAAAACGAGAUGGUGGAUCAAUUUGGACAAUUGGGAGGGCAGUCAUCUGUGGCGAGACCUCAACGCAACGAGGUACCAUUUGAGGACAGGAUGAGGACGAUGUGUGUUGCGUUUUCCAGUGGGUUUCCUGUUUCUGAAUGGGAAAUAAGUGAGUUCAUCACUGGGGCGUUUGGGAACUGCAUUGAGUCCAUCCAAAUGCAGCAGCCCCUAUAUGCACAUGCCCAUGUAGUGUUCUUCUCUCCUGCAACCAUCAACUCCAUUCUUCAAGGCGCACAGGUUGCAAAGUUCACUGUUAAUGGGAAGGACAUGUGGAUGAGCAAAUACCAACACCCACCAUCCUGAUUCCUCACAAACAUAUUGUUCUUUCCAGUUUCCUAGUCUUAUUGUGUGUUGUAGGGCAAAUUAUGGUGCGGACCAUAAAAAAAAUACAUUUUUAAUAUACUAAAAAUACAUUAUUCGUCUACUGAAUAUACAUUAUACAAAAUAAUGUACUUUCAGUACUCAAAUAAUGUACAUUUCUUGAAUACAAUGUACAUUUUUAAUGUACAUAUCUAGUUGUCUAAUUCUUAUCUUAGAAUGAUUU